AUGGCUAUCGAAUCCAAAACUACAACUUUUUCCAAGGAGGAAGAUAUCAGAGAGGAAGAGGAAGAAAUGGCAGACAUAACUGAAUAUUAUCUAGAAUCAUUGUUAAGUGAUGCCUUCAAAGGGAAAGGAUUUCAGAAAAUAAGUGAAAUGAUACAAGAAAAAGACAAAUAUGUUCCUCAGAAGUGUAAGAAACCAUUAUUAAAUCAACUUGACCAAGCUCUAAAAAAGGAAUUGGACAAAAAUGAAUUUUGGAAUGUUUCCCUACUGUUGAAAUGCAUUCAGCUGUACUGUAGAAGUGAUCUUCAGGAAAAUAUAAAUCUGCUUCUUCAGCAAGGAUUGAUACCAAAGAUGGUUACUUGGUUUGAAAGGACAAGAGAAUUUCUGAGCCUGAUAGAAGUCAAAGAAAGCAUAUACUUGGUAAAUCUUGUUGGGGACUUAUGUGAUACAACCUUGAUUAUUGGCAAAAGCAGCACUGAAGGAAGAAAGCAGUUGCUUGACUCCUUCAGACAACACCUGGGACAUUUAGCCACAGAAUCUAAUGUGAAUUGUGCCCUUCAACAGGAGGAGAGCACUUUUGAUCAGUUUGGGAUAGCUAAGCUUUGUUUCCUGUCUUUUUCUUUAUUUCUUUCAAUCACUGAAACCAAGGCUCUGAGAACAUUAAAUUCAUUGUUGGCUAAUGUCACCCGUGAGGAGAAGAAGGCAUUUGCUGCCUCUGAAGAGAUGUGCUUGCUUAUGAAGGAACUUGUGAAAACUAUUCAGGAAGUUGGUGACUAUGAUAUUCAGGUUGCUCUUGUUGAAGCCCUGUUUAGGCUGAUGUUGAAAAAGCAGCGAGAUGAUCUGGUGCACAGUUGGUUUGAAGAUCAAUAUAUCACUAAGGCUUUUAAAGAAAUCAAGGAUACAGAGUUUGAGACUGAUAGCAGAAAGUUUCUUAAUGAACUAAAUGAAAGACUUGGUGAUAAAAGAAGGUAA
Protobothrops mucrosquamatus (brown spotted pit viper) is the source of this 969-nucleotide messenger RNA. It is a transcript of the gene SYCP2L, whose product is annotated as synaptonemal complex protein 2 like. The record is from RefSeq and is a predicted model, not a curated record. The transcript is spliced from 11 exons. The coding region runs from base 1 to 969 and encodes 322 amino acids. NCBI's taxonomy places the organism in Eukaryota, Metazoa, Chordata, Lepidosauria, Squamata, Viperidae.